AUGUCAAGCAGUAUCGAGCUCAUCAAUCCCCGAGCGGAGAGUAUCCGUCGUACUCAGGCUUUACAGGUGAACACUGCCGGUGCAGUUGGUCUUGCGAAUGUCGUCAAAUCCAAUCUUGGACCAAGAGGUACGAUUAAGAUGCUUGUAGAUGGAUCAGGUCAGAUCAAAAUGACCAAGGAUGGAAAAGUAUUACUGUCAGAAAUGCAAAUCCAGAACCCCACGGCAGCUAUGAUAGCUCGUACUGCCGUAGCUCAAGAUGAACAAGUAGGAGAUGGAACUACCUCAGUAGUCUUGCUGGUCGGAGAACUGUUGAAACAGGCAGAUAGGUAUAUUCAAGAAGGUGUACACCCUAGAGUGAUAGGCGAAGGGUUUGAUUUAGCCAAGAAGGAAGCUUUGAAGUUCCUUGACGAUUUCAGACAAACUCCCACAAUGGAUCGAUCCAACUUAAUCUCCGUCGCUCACACAUCCCUCUCUACAAAACUCCAUUCCAAACUCGCUCACAAACUUUCUGCCGACGUUGUCGAUGCCGUAUUGGCCAUCCAACCGCCCGAAAAUGAAGAUGGCUCUAAGAGGGAUCCAAUCGACUUGCAUAUGAUCGAAAUUAUGAAAAUGCAACAUAAGACUGAUACCGACACUACUUUAAUCAGAGGUUUGGUAUUGGAUCAUGGAGCUAGACAUCCAGAUAUGCCUAAGAGGGUUGAGAAUGCUUUUGUGUUGAGUUUGAAUGUUUCGUUGGAGUAUGAGAAAACCGAGGUAAACUCGGGAUUCUUCUACUCUUCAGCCGAACAACGUGAAAAAUUAGUAGAAUCAGAACGUCGAUUCGUUGAUGCAAAAUUACAAAAGAUUGUGGAGUUCAAGAAUCAAGUUUGUGAUGUCACUGUAGGAUCGGAUGAGAAACCUAAGAAUUUCGUUAUCAUCAACCAAAAAGGUAUUGAUCCGAUGUCUCUGGACGUUUUGGCGAAGAAUGGGAUUUUCGCUUUGAGGCGAGCGAAGAGGAGGAAUAUGGAAAGGUUACAAUUCGCUUGUGGUGGUGUUGCCCAAAACUCUGUUGAUGAUCUCACCCCUGAUGUACUUGGUUGGGCUGGUUUGGUGUACGAACAUACCCUCGGAGAGGAGAAGUAUACUUUCGUGGAAGAUGUCAAAGAGCCAAAGAGUGUUACCAUGUUGAUCAAGGGUCCCAACGCACACACCAUGACUCAAAUUCAAGACGCUCUCCGAGACGGAUUCCGAUCCGUGAAAAAUGCCGUCGAAGACAACUCCCUAAUUCCAGGUGCGGGCGCAUUCGAAAUUGCCUGUUCAGCGCAUUUACAAACUGCCCUCAAAUCUACUAAAGGAAGAGCCAAAUUGGGUGUAUUAGCAUUCGCCGAAGCUCUUUUGAUCAUUCCCAAGACUUUAGCUCAGAAUGGUGGAUCUGACGUACAAGAUUCGAUUGUCGCGUUACAACAAGAACAAGAAGAGACGGAUGACCCAGUAGGGUUGGACUUGAAAUCGGGCGAACCUAUCAAUCCUGUUUUGGAAGGUAUUUGGGAUAAUUAUAGAGUAAAGAGACAGAUGUUACAUGGAGCUGCUACGAUCGGUGUGAAUUUGUUGAAUGUGGAUGAAGUGUUGAGAGCUGGUAGAUCAUCGUUAAAACCUGAGGGACCUGGACCAUAG
This is a messenger RNA of Kwoniella botswanensis, 1653 nucleotides long. Its product is annotated as T-complex protein 1, zeta subunit. Gene Ontology annotation, biological process: protein folding. NCBI's taxonomy places the organism in Eukaryota, Fungi, Basidiomycota, Tremellomycetes, Tremellales, Cryptococcaceae. The record is from RefSeq and is a predicted model, not a curated record. Gene Ontology annotation, cellular component: chaperonin-containing T-complex. The transcript has 11 exons. Bases 1 to 1653 code for a protein of 550 amino acids. Gene Ontology annotation, molecular function: ATP binding; ATP hydrolysis activity; ATP-dependent protein folding chaperone.